AUGUCUUCAGUCAUUCCUAUGGGCCUCUUCUACAGGGCAGGCACCUCAGCACAGGCCAUUCACCAGAAAGCCCAAAGAACUCGAGGAGUCCAAGGUCGGGGCUUUCAGCCUUCCUACCUGGCUGUCCCUGCCUUCCAGAGGGGGCUGGAAGCCAAACUCUGGAACCCGGAGACCUUGAAGCUUCUAUGUGUUGGAGGUACAGUUGCCUUUCCUAAUGCCAUGAACACCGCCCAUCCCACUUUGUGGUUCAGAGCACCAGAUAGACUCUUGGUGCAUGCUGAGCAGUCCUACCGUGCUGCUGUCAUGAGGCCCAAAAGACUGGGGGAGUACCGCCUUGGGGAGGGGACACAGCUCCAGAAUCCCCAGGAUAUCUCACGCUCACGGAACUCUAGGUCGUCCCAGCAGAGUGUCCGGUUCCAGCAGAAUACCAGCCUGGAAGUAGUGGCAAAGCCCCUGAAAGUGUGCAUCGUGGGCUCCGGGAACUGGGGAUCGGUUAUUUCAAAGAUCAUUGGGAGCAACCUGAAGAACACGAAGAAGUUCGAGCCCACGGUCGAGCCCACGGUCAAGAUGUGGGUAUUUGAAGAAAUAGUCCACGGGAGGAAGCUGACAGAUACCAUUAAUAGUGACCAUGAAAAUGCGAAGUUCUUGCCUGGGCACAGGCUGCCAGAGAAUGUGGUGGACUCGAGUCUCAGCCAGGCUGUGCAGGAUGCAGAUCAGCUGGUAUUUGCUUCCCCACACCUGUUCUUUAGAACCAUCUCUGAUGGGAUUGCCGACAUAGUUCCCAAAAAGGCCCUGGGCCUCAGCCUCAUCAAGGGCAUGGGUGAGGGCCCAGGGGGCCUGAAGCUGGUCUCUGACGUCAUUGAGAAGGUGCACGUAGACGUCAGCGUGUUGAUGGCGGCAAACAUAGCCAGCGAGGUGGCUGACGAGCAGUUCUGCGAGGCCGCCAUCGGCAGCAAGGUGCCGCAGAAUGGCCUUCUCUUCAAAGAGCUGCUGCAGACCCCCAAAUUCCAAGUCACUGUGGUAGAAGACUCAGACACCGUGGAGCUAUGUAAGGCUCUAAAGAACAUAGUUGCCUUGGCGGUCGGCUUCUGCCACAGCUUCUGUCACGGAGACAGCACCAAGGCUGCUGUCAUCCUCCUGGGCUUCAUAGAAAUGAUUGCUUUUGCCAGGACUUUCUGCAAGGGCCGGGUGUCUAUGGCCACUUUCCUGGAGAGCUGUGGGGCAGCUGAUGUUGUCAGUACCUGCUAUGGGGCGGGAAAGACUACUGAGGAACUGGAGAAGGAGAUGCUGAAAGGACAGAAACUACAAGGACCAAAUACUUCUGCCCAGGAGUCCCGCAUCCUUAAGCGAAAGGGGCUGCUGGACAAGUUUCCACUGUUGGCAGCUGUGUAUCAGACCUCCCGCGAGGGCAGACCAGUUGCCGAGAUGAUCUCGUGUCUGCAGAACCACCCGGAGCACAGGGAGCAGGGCCCUGGCCAGCUCUACCUUGCCCAUCUCAGGAUCAGAUGGAAACCAGGACAUGACAGUGAGAUGUUUGCCUGGCUUUCUCCCAUCUUGAUGCACAUGAAUUAUUAUGGCUUCAUUUCUGGGUCACGAGACACAGCUCCUUGGCUGAUGUACUGGUAA
This is a messenger RNA of Cricetulus griseus (Chinese hamster), 1626 nucleotides long. Lineage: Eukaryota; Metazoa; Chordata; Mammalia; Rodentia; Cricetidae. The record is from RefSeq and is a predicted model, not a curated record.